GAAGACAAUCACUUAGGGAAAAUCACCAACUAUAAUUAUUUCAAUUAUGUGAGGACAAAGCUAACCAUUCACUUUUGCUAUUUGUACAAUAAAGAAAAAAAAACUUUAUUUUUUUUUAGUCCCCAGCUAAAAAUGCCUUGAAAGACGUGCAUUGAAGGUCUAAACAAACAUGUCAAACAAAGUGUUGUGGUGCAUCUGAUUCAUGUCACAGUGGAAUCAGUAACCUCCAUUCAUGGGUCGUGAAUGACAUUAAUAUCUGUUAAAGAGGUUCUAUUUUCAGCCUUAGACACUGGCUUUAUAUGCGUGUGGCCCCACGCCUCUCUCCAGCGCCCUCCCCUCUGGCUUUUUAAGGAGGUGGACCUGUUCGAGAUGCAGGCACGUGCUUCCUGAAGUCCCCGGGCUCUCCUGCUCACACCCACACACGGGCGCAGACGGUCCAGAAGCCCCCCCCCCCCAACUGCCAUCUGCAGCUAAGAGCCUCAGAGUGACACCCAACACCUCACUCUCUCUCUCGGGUGGCAGAGUGAGGGCGCCGAUCUGUGCACCUACUUACCGGACCAUCUCUACGGGCACCAUGGACCUGGGACACGAACCCAAUAUUGAGCUCUUCGUAAAGGCUGGACAUGACGGCCAGAAGGUGGGCAACUGCCCGUUUUGCCAAAGGCUUUUCAUGGUGCUUUGGCUGAAAGGAGUCAAGUUCACAGUGACUACUGUCGACAUGAAAAAGAAGCCCGCAGAACUGAAGGACUUGGCCCCCGGGACAAACCCUCCCUUUCUGCUGUACAACGGGGAGCUGAAGACAGACUUCAUCAAGAUCGAGGACUUCCUGGAGACAAUGCUAGCCCCCCCAAGGUACCCGCACCUCAGCCCCCAGAACAAGGAAUCCUUCGAUGUAGGCGCAGACAUCUUUGCCAAGUUUUCCGCAUAUAUCAAGAACAGUCCCAACAACCAAUAUCAAGAGACGGCCCUUUUACGGGAGUUCAAGAGACUGGACGACUAUCUGAACACGCCCCUCCCAGAAGAGAUUCACCAGAAUGCCACCAAGAACAUCAUCGUCUCCGACAGGAAGUUCCUGGAUGGCAACCGCCUGACCCUGGCUGACUGCAACCUACUGCCCAAACUCCAUGUCAUUAAGAUUGCUUCCAAGAAAUUCUGUGGCUUUGAAAUCCCCGUACAGUUCACAGGCGUGUGGCGAUACCUGAGGAAUGCGUACGAGAGGGACGAGUUCACGCAAACCUGCCCAGCAGACGUCGAGAUUGAGAUGACCUAUCUGAAUGUGGCUGGCAAGCAAAAAUGAUAGUUAGCAAACCAUUAGCAAACCAUCAAACCAUUGGCAAACCAUUACAGAUGCCAGCAGAAUUACAACUUACCAAAUCCUGCAAAAAGGAAAUUCACACCUGGGGUGUGACUCCUUGAUUGGCCAUGUUAUUUACAGUUAACCGAAAUAUUAAAAAUGUGGCCCCAUGACCGAAGUCCCAUAUCAGAUAAAUCUCAUAUGUUGGUGGCUGUCCGGGGCCCACAAUUUGCAAGGAGCACAUUCCCAUUUAUUUUAUGCUCUCCAUCAGCAUAAACAACAGGGAACUUUACUAUUACAACAAAACAGAUACACAUUUUUCUGUAUGAAAACUGAAUGUUCGUUCAUGCUGUAAAUAGACACUUGUUACCUUUAUUUCUUAAUACUUACUUGUAUGCAUACACAUUGUGAUUUGCGAUUAAUAUCAAUGAAUUGAAAUAGAAGCAGCUUUUCGAAAGCCUAGUAUAUAGUCUGGUCUUAGAUGAUGAAAUACUUUAAAACCAUUUCGGAGGUCUGGACAACGAUGGCAGUGACCAUGAUGGUCGUCCACUGUCAAGGUGGAAAAGUAGUUGACCUUUUAUGAACAUUUUCUAAAACAUGUUUUAUAUUUUUUAAAUGCUUUGUGAAUUUCUCAAGUUGUAUUGCAAUAAUAUUUCGGGAAAUUUAAAUUACAAUCUGUUCGAUUUAAUGUUAAAGAUUCUGAAUUUAAUUCUCAAUAAAAUCAUAGGCAAUGCA
Messenger RNA from Paramormyrops kingsleyae, 2029 nucleotides. RefSeq names its product chloride intracellular channel protein 2-like. NCBI's taxonomy places the organism in Eukaryota, Metazoa, Chordata, Actinopteri, Osteoglossiformes, Mormyridae. Gene Ontology annotation, molecular function: chloride channel activity. The record is from RefSeq and is a predicted model, not a curated record. Gene Ontology annotation, biological process: chloride transmembrane transport; negative regulation of ryanodine-sensitive calcium-release channel activity.